Molecule: messenger RNA, 501 nt
Organism: Geosmithia morbida
Lineage: Eukaryota; Fungi; Ascomycota; Sordariomycetes; Hypocreales; Bionectriaceae
Exons: 2
Coding region: 1-501 (166 amino acids)
Biological process (GO): regulation of DNA-templated transcription
Molecular function (GO): zinc ion binding; DNA-binding transcription factor activity, RNA polymerase II-specific
Source: RefSeq, a predicted model, not a curated record
AUGAAUCACGGGCGUGGAUCGAACCUCGUCCCCAUCCUUCCCGCAGGGGAAGGGGUCAGCUUCGCUGUGCAAGCCACGAGCGCAAGCCAAUUUACCCCCCCGAAACGCUCAGCAGUCCUGGUGGCAUGCCAAGGGUGCCGGCGCAAGCGGAUCAAGUGCGGAGGACAGAGGCCUUCUUGCAACCAAUGCGUCACCAGAGGGGAAGGAUGCGAAUACGUGGCCGAGGCCGGUGAGACCGUGACCCUCGCCCUCCGACGGAGGGUCACUGAGCUCGAGAGCGAAAACAACCAGUACAAGGAACUCUUCCAACUGCUCAGGGACAAGCCCGAGGAGGAGGCCUACGAGAUACUGCGCCGCAUCCGAGCAGCUCCAAGCCCGAGGGAUGCCUGGGGCCUUAUUAAGCAGGCGGAACUCCUACUACCUACAACCCCUGCUGUAUCCCCCGAGACAUCUGAAGCCCCCGAACAAAGGCGCAGUGAUGGCAGGCGAGGCGAGGACUGA